ACUUCCUCCAGUUGUGCUUCUUUCUUCUGGCGCCGCCAGUGGCCCGCGGUGCGCGUUCGAAUCCGUUUCAGACACGGUGCUGCUACUUCGUUUGGUCCGUGCGUGCGCGCGCAGAUGUGGGCCCCGCGGGAACAGCUUCUGGGCUCGGCUACUGAAGGUUCCAGCGAUUCUUCUGCCUCAACCUCCCAAGUGGCUGGAAUUACAGCUCUGCCUGCCAAGGAUUCUGCCUGGCCUUGGGAAGGGAAGCCUAGAUAUCUGGGACCAGUGACUUUCGAGGAUGUGGCUGUGCUUUUCACUGAGGCAGAGUGGAAGAGACUGAACCUUGAGCAGAGGAACCUAUUCAAAGAAGUGAUGCUGGAAAAUCUCAGGAAUCUGGUCUCGUUGGCAGAAUCAAAGCCAGAAGUCCACACCUGCCCUUCUUGCCCUCUGGCCUUUGGCAGUCAGCAAUUCCUCAGCCAAGAUGAGCUACACAAUCAUCCUAUUCCAGGUUUCCAUGCAGGAAAUCAACUCCACCCAGGAAACCCCUGCCCAGGGGAUCAGCCACAGCCACAAUGUCCUUCUGAUAAAAAUCACAGGGGGGCUGAAGCAGAAGAUCACCGAGUGGAAGGAGGCGUCGGACCCUUGUUUUGGAGUACAAAUGAGAGGGGGACUUUAGUGGGUUUCUCUAGCCUGUUCCAGAGACCACCAAUAAGCUCUCAGGGAGGCAACAGAAUAUUAGAGAUACAGCUCAGUCCAGCUCAGAAUACAAGCUCUGAGGAAGUAGACAGAAUUUCCAAGAGGGCAGAAACCCCAGGGUUUGGAGCAGUCCGGUUUGGAGAGUGUGCAGUAGCUUUUAACCAGAAGUCAAACCUGUUCAGACAGAAGGCAGUCACAGCAGAAAAAUCUUCAGAUAAAAGGCAGUCACAGGUGUGCAGGGAGUGUGGGCGCGGCUUUAGCAGGAAGUCACAGCUCAUCAUACACCAGAGGGCACACACAGGAGAAAAGCCUUAUGUCUGCGGAGAGUGUGGGCGAGGCUUUAUAGUUGAGUCAGUCCUCCGCAACCACCUGAGUACACACUCUGGGGAGAAACCUUAUGUGUGCAGCCAGUGUGGGCGAGGGUUUAGCUGCAAGCCAUACCUCAUCAGACAUCAGAGGACACACACAAGGGAGAAGUCAUUUAUGUGCACAGUGUGUGGGCGAGGCUUUCGUGAAAAGUCAGAACUCAUUAAGCACCAGAGAAUUCACACAGGGGAUAAGCCUUACGUGUGCAGGGACUGUGGCCGAGGCUUUGUAAGGAGAUCAUGUCUCAACACACACCAGAGGAUACAUUCAGAUGAGAAGCCUUUUGUUUGCAGAGAGUGUGGGCGAGGCUUUCGUGCUAAAUCGACUCUCCUCCUACACCAGUGGACACAUUCAGAGGUGAAGCCUCAUGUGUGUGAGGAGUGUGGGCAUGGAUUUAGCCAGAAGUCGACGCUCAAAUCACAUCGGAGAACACACUCAGGGGAGAAGCCUUAUGUGUGUGGGGAAUGUGGGCGGGGAUUUAGCCGGAGGAUAUUCCUCAGUGGACACUGGAGGACACACACGGGAGAGAAGCCUUACACGUGCUUUGAGUGUGGGCGAAACUUUAGCCUCAAGUCCGCUCUUAGUGUACAUCAGAGGACACACUCUGGGGAGAAGCCUUAUGCGUGCGCGGAGUGUGGGCGCGGCUUUAUCAUGAAAUCACAGCUCAUCAGACACCAGAGGACACACACAGGAGAAAAGCCUUAUGUCUGCGGAGAGUGUGGGCGAGGCUUUAUAGCUCAGUCAACCCUCCACUACCACCGGAGUACACACUCCGGGGAGAAACCUUAUGUGUGCAGCCAGUGUGGGCGAGGCUUUCGUGAUAAAUCAACUCUCCUCGCACAUGAGCAGACACAUUCAGGGGAGAAGCCUUAUGUGUGUGGGGAAUGUGGGCGGGGAUUUGGCCGGAAGAUACUCCUCAACAGACACUGGAGAACACACACAGGAGAGAAGCCUUACGCGUGCAUGGAGUGUGGGCGAAACUUUAGCCACAAGUCCACUCUCAGCUUACAUCAGAGGAUACACUCGGGGGAGAAGCCUUAUGCUUGCACGGAGUGUGGGCGAGGCUUUAGGAGGAAGUCACAGCUCAACAUACACCAGAAGACACAUUUGGGGAAAAGCUUUAGAGGUGCAAGGAGUGAGGAUGUGAUUUUCGCAAGUCAGCCAUCAGCCACACCAGCAGAAAUGCUCAGGGAGAAGCCUUGUUUGUAAGGUAAUGUGGACAGAGUUGUACGUGGACAUCAUUCCUUGUCAUAUGUCAGAGGACACACUCGGGAGAAGCCGCCUUCAUGGAGUGAGAGUAAAAUGUUGGCUGGAAGUGGCCCCUUAAGAGAUACUGGGAGUCAAAUCUAUCCACGGUACACCCACCCCACUCUCGUUCUAAGGGCUUCAGGGACAGUCUUCUGACCGCUUACAUUCCUGCAGAUGUGAAGAUGGCAGAGAUCUAACUUCUGAGGGCAGAGCUGUCAAGUGACAGUCCCCUUAGAGGAAUGGUCUUUGCAUCUGACUACUUCCUCCUGCAACUGUGUUCUUCCAUUGGCUUCUAUGACACUCUCCUGCUUUAUUUUUUUCUACAUCUCUAGCCUUUGCUGUGUCCUCUCCUAUCCCACCUUUAGAUUUUACUCAGAGUUCAGUUUCCAACUCUACAAUCUGAGGGACUCCUUAACCAGGUCCCCUUCCUAACCCUCCAGGCCCAAACCCAAGAUUCUUUAGCCAUACUCUAAAAGUUCUUCAGACUCAGGACUUAAACAUCAUAGCCUCACCACCUUGGCCUUCAAUGACAGGGAUCUAGCAAUGCCACAUCAUUGACCUUCCAAUACCAGGUUUAAGAGUUUUUAAACACAGCUCCUCUUAAAUCAUCCAAUCUCAGUACCCAGUGUUUUAGCCAUGCUCGGGUGGCUAAAUUACACCCAGGAAUAGUGCUAGGGCCUUUAGCCAUUUGUCUCUCCUCACACUCCCAGGGCCCAUAUGGCCCAGGUUCUGACAGUUUACCUUACUCCCUUGGCCUGGGGCUGGCCCUAGCUGACACCCUAUGUCAAUGAGUGUACCUUGGAGAGCUGUCCACUCAGGCCCCAGUGCCUUUAUUUGCUAAGAGACUGCCACAGAAAAGAAGGGGAGAGAUAUUUGUGUAACCUCAAAAUACUUAGGCUUGGUUUUGAUGCUGGAGAGGAAGAAGGACUUGGAGAGAGAGAAGGAAUGGCUGAUCCAGAGGCUUUUGUCCACUCCCUCUCACUGGAAGUGGUUGAUCUCCAGGGAAUCCCCAAGGUUAGCCUGGUUAGGGGAAGGGCUAGGGGUACCUGGAAUGUAGGAUCUCCCCACUGCCUGGCCUACCACCCUAAUGCUGCCCAUUUCCCAUGGCCUGAGCUAAAAGCCACAGAAAGUGCGUAUGUGUGUGUGUAGGGGUUGCUGUGCAGGGGAAGGGUGGGACACCAUCAUUCCACAAGACCUCGAAGUUACUUCUCCCAUAGAAAAACAAAAGUGGAAAAAUUAAUGAUCAAACAACUACUUUAAAUAUGAGGGGGAGAAAAAAGUGUUCAUUUUCUAUUAAAAUCCAUGUAGGCACUGUAGAGACACCGCACAGGUCUGGUCCGGCAAGAGGACUGUCAGGUCCAGGCAGUCACAGGAAGAGAUUGUAAGAUGCAAUAAGUCUUUCUGAAUUUCUCUUCAAAGGAUUUAGCCUGUUAACUUCCUUAUCCUUGUUCUCAAACUCAACUUUCUUGUUCUUCCUUGCCUGUAGUUACCGUAAACAGCCUACCCCCUUCCCAUCAGCUCUAGUCAAUAACUCACAUCUGUUCCCUUGGUUACCUGUACCCAUUGUUCCUCUGAAACUACACACUACACCUCUGUACCUCAUGUCCCCCUCCCCUUCUAUAUUUAGGAAAAUAUGUACAAGUGGCCAAUUGGGUCAGCUCAGAUUGUGCAGUCCAACCCCAGCCCAUGGGGGGAGUGACACAGAGAUAGGGACUGUGUUAAGGAUAAAAAAAAAAAACCCUGGUCUCUCUGUGUGCUCGUGUGAUCUUAAUUGACACAGGUGGCACCCUUCUGUAGAAGUAAAUUACCUUGCUGAGAGAAUUAAACUUUUGCCUAAGUGCUGGUUUUA
Messenger RNA from Chlorocebus sabaeus (green monkey), 4138 nucleotides. It is a transcript of the gene ZNF589, whose product is annotated as zinc finger protein 589. Gene Ontology annotation, cellular component: nucleus. Gene Ontology annotation, biological process: regulation of transcription by RNA polymerase II. The record is from RefSeq and is a predicted model, not a curated record. Lineage: Eukaryota; Metazoa; Chordata; Mammalia; Primates; Cercopithecidae. Gene Ontology annotation, molecular function: DNA-binding transcription factor activity, RNA polymerase II-specific; RNA polymerase II cis-regulatory region sequence-specific DNA binding; zinc ion binding.